Messenger RNA from Colletotrichum truncatum, 1353 nucleotides. RefSeq names its product prephenate dehydrogenase. Gene Ontology annotation, molecular function: prephenate dehydrogenase (NAD+) activity; NAD+ binding; prephenate dehydrogenase (NADP+) activity. The record is from RefSeq and is a predicted model, not a curated record. Lineage: Eukaryota; Fungi; Ascomycota; Sordariomycetes; Glomerellales; Glomerellaceae. Gene Ontology annotation, biological process: L-tyrosine biosynthetic process.
AUGGCAUCUUCCUCUGUUCCCACCCAGACCAGCAGUGCCAUACCGGCCGAUAUGGAAAAUUUCGUCGUCGGCCUGAUUGGUAUGGGAGACAUGGGGAAGAUGUACGCGCAGAGGCUCUCUGCCGCUGGAUGGAAGAUAAUGGCUUGUGACCAGGAGGAAAAGUACGAGAGCCUGAAAGAAGAGUUCUCGGGAAAUAACAAAAUACAAAUCUGCCGAAAUGGCCACUACGUUUCUCGCGCCAGCGACUACAUUAUCUACAGCGUUGAAGCUGCCGCCAUUGACCGUGUGAUUGCCCAGUACGGCCCAUCAACGAAGCUAGGUGCCAUCGUAGGCGGCCAAACCUCGUGCAAAGACCCCGAAAUCACCGCCUUCGAACGCCACCUCCCCUCCGACGUCGACAUCGUCUCGUGCCACUCCCUCCACGGCCCCAACGUCGACCCGCGCAACCAGCCCCUCGUCAUCAUCUCCCACCGCGCCUCGCCCGCCUCCGUCCAGAAAGUCGAGACCGUCCUCUCCGUCCUGGGCUCCAAGCGCGUGUACCUCACCGCCCACGAACAUGACCGCAUCACGGCCGACACGCAGGCCGUCACGCACGCCGCGUUCCUCUCCAUGGGCAAGGCCUGGCACGCAAACAGGCAGUUCCCCUGGGAGAUGAGCCGCUACGUCGGCGGCGUCGAGAACGUAAAGAUCAACAUCAUGCUGCGCAUCUACUCCCAAAAGUGGCACGUCUACGCCGGCCUCGCCAUCCUCAACCCCGAGGCCCGCAAGCAGAUAUCCCAGUUCGCCCGCUCCGUCACGGACCUCUACAAGCUCAUGCUCGAGGGCAACGCCGGCGCCCUCCGCGCCCGCGUCCUCGCCGCCAAGGAAAAGGUCUUUGGCCACGGCGGCAGCCACAAGUGGGCCGACCGCCCCCUCCUCAACCCGGACCUGCUGGAGCAGUUCUCCCUCGGCCGCAAGGAGGACCAGACGGAGCCGCCCCGGCCCAACAGCCACCUGAGCCUGCUCGCCAUGGUCGACUGCUGGGCCCAGCUGGGCAUCGUGCCCUACGACCACAUGAUUUGCUCCACGCCGCUCUUCCGCCUGUGGCUGGGCGUCGCCGAGCACCUCUUCCGCAGCCCCGAGAUGCUGGACGACGCCCUCGAGACCGCCAUCAACGACCACACGUACCGCUCUGACGAUUUGGAGUUUACCUUCGCCGCGAGGGGGUGGGCCGAGUGUGUUUCUCUCGGUCACUUUGAGACUUGGAAGAACAGGUUUGAGACGACGCAGGAGUUCUUCCAGCCGCGUUUCAAGGAUGCUACGGCCGUUGGCAAUGCUAUGAUGAAGGCUGUGUUGGAGAGUACGAAGAAUUGA